AUGGCGACUCCUGUAGACAACCAGACUGUUCUGAUCCCUGUCAAAGUCGACGCCUUCGUCUUCAAUUCAAAGGUCUGCGAUGGCAUCCCUCCUGAACCUGCAGGCACUGGAGAGGGCAACGAACCAACCGAGACACGGCUUCCAAUCCCGACAGCGGCCAAGAUCGCGCCAAUAACCCAGCCCAACUACACAUUUUUGCGGCUGGACCGCGAUUAUAUCCAGCCUGAUAUCCAGAAUCCGGUUGACCUGAAUAACUCAUGGCCGUCGGGCUUCAAUUCACGUUUCACUGAUCUUGGGAGCGACACGACGCGAAAGCGCCGUGUCGGUGUCUAUUUACACUGGACUAUGCCACGGCUUUACCGCAGCGGUAUUGCAGCGGCUGGCCCCGAAGUCGCAAAAGGAGCGGAUUUCCGAGAUGCCCGGGCUGCACGGGGCCUCGAUGAUCUCGAAGUCGAAAAUGACAACGGCAACAAGAAUGAUGACCAGAAAAACAACCGCGGUGCGCCUGGGACCGCCAAGGGCUCGUCGCCCUCAUUUCCUAAAGCACCGACGCGAUGGCUCGUCAUCCGGCACAUCAGCGAUCCGUCAUCGAUUAUGCCGCCUAAGGCUCGAGGAAUCGUCAAGGAGUUUACCGCAUGGGUUGUUGAGAGCGACCGGCUCCGCACUCUCGAAGAACUCGGACCUGAGGAGGACCUGCAAGUCGAUGUGUCGCCCUUCAUUAGCGCCGCCGACGGAGGCCUACGUAUAAAGUUGGCCGACAAGAAGGACCAGGAGAAAGAAUUCAAGAACUGGCUCGGUUCACAGGCCGACACGCGGCUUUUGUGCCAUGGCGCUAUGUAUCACGUUAACUGGGAUGUUGAUAAGAAACCGGCCAAGGUCCCAGCAGAUGACUUCUCUAUACAUCUCAACAGCAGCUUGCCAGUUGCUGUUGGCACGACGCCUCUGGACGCGCUGACGACGUACGCGCGGGCGAUGCGCAUGAUAGAUCCGGUCGAUAGCAUCCCGCACAAACUUGAAGAGUAUAUUGGUGCCCUUGAGCGACACCUGCUUGCGCGGGACGAUGGUGUCGAAGCACAGCAGCAGGCGAAAGAUCUGCUCUAUAAUUGGAAUUACCUACGUGGCGAUGGUGGCCAAGCGUGGCAUGCCUCGGGUGCUCAGGAGAAUGGCGAUGGUGGAAACAAGGAUCGCCCCAUCGCGCCUCCAGCUGUUCUCGGUAACCUUCGGCGACUGAACAUCCUUCAGAAACUGCUUGACGGCGUAGAGCGUACCACAGCCCGGCUUCGAUGGGAGAUGUUUGCUCUUUGGUGGUGGCUCGUCUCGGAUGCCACCAAACAGCGUGAAGUCAAGACGGGUCCACGGGUGCGAGACCUGCAUACAAGAGUUGGCGAGCUUGAGAACCGCCGAAGGGAUCUCAUCGCGGAGAUCAAUGGAUUAGCUGGGCCUGAGAAGACACCCAGGACUGUCCAACCGGGAGCAAGGCCUGCUUUCCACCAGCAGCGAGACCCGACCUUGCUUGUUGGCGGCGUCCAGUCUGGUUGGCAGUACGAUUACCUUGAUGAUCUUCUCAUGCGACUUGAAUCUCAGACGGUGACAGCGUUGGAGAAGCCGAAGCCAGUACAGCUAGGUCCUGAUAUACCAAAGCCCGAUGCAACGGAUGGCCCAUCAUGGAGCGAGCUUGAGACAAUUGUGCUUCCCAAGCUGCCGAAGGAACUCCGACCAGCAAUUAAACGGCUCGUUGACGAAUUUGUCUUGCUACGCCCGCAGACGGAGGAUCUUGAGCCGGCGCUCCCUGACAACGUGCAGGCACCGCUCUUCCACGACAAAAAAGAGCAUCGCAACGGCGAUCAGGUCAAAAUGGGACCCUGGCGCGACAACUGGAACAACACACAGCCAUGGUUCCCACUGUUCCUUGAGUGGGAGAUCGAGUAUCACCACGUGCCGUUUGAUCUCUGGACGCUAGCACCUCUCUCGAGCCGCACUCUCAAAACAAAGCGGCUUCGAUACGGCAUCGACGGCAACAAGGUAGAUCUAGAAAAGGAAACGAAGAAUAAGGAUAAGCACAAGAUUCAGGGCCGGGUGCUGAUCCUACCGCAGCCAUCAUUCUCGCUUGAAGCUAAGAUCCGACAACUCUUUGAUAGUACUCCAGCAAGUGAUCUCGGCGAAGACAAACAAGAUCAUAAGAAGGACAGGGAGGACGACAGAGAUGAGAAAAAUAACAAUGACAAGAACGCGGAGAAGUGCAAGGAGAAUAGCGGACUGCUCGACAAGCACAAACGUGAGGAAUUACUUCGCGAACUUCAUCAAUUGUCUUUCCUGUCAGCACCACUGGCUGGGCUGGCGGCGCAUUUGACAACAGUGCAACAGGGCAAUCACAUCAAACCUAAUCUGCGUCACGGCGGUACGGGCGAGGUAGUGCCCAUAAAGGAGGCAGAGCGCAAAGACGGGGGCUUCGAGGCCCCUCAACUCCGAAGUAUCGGCAUCGAAACUGACAAUACUCCGUUCGGAAAGUCCAUGAAAGCCUCCACUACGGGAGAACCACUAUUCAAGCCGGCGACACAUGGCCAAUUUCGCCUCACACGGCUUAAGAUCAUCGACAAAUUCGGCCAGGCCAUCCACGCCAUUGAUCCACGGCCGAGCAAAAACCCGCAGAAGGUAUGGCCAUGCAUCGGUGAGUGGCUUGCGCCGCAGCUGAGAGGAGAUGGUACGGCAAGGGAGCCGAACGUUGUCGAAAGAGAUGAAGGCCUCUCGAGGAAAGAGCUCAGUCAUGAGGAUGGGGGUAAUGGCGAUGACGAUGAUGUGCGCGAUGAGGACCCCAAACCAUGCGAGUUCAUGCAGCUUCCGCCUCAGAUUAAUCAACAAGCCCGCCUAAACGCAACUUUUGUUGUGCGAGCUGACAAGACUGACGAUGCCGACGGCACUGAAGGUAUUAGCACACAGAACGGCAGGCUCCUGCCCUCCUCAAAAGUUUCAACACCUUUCUGGCGCCCAGCAGACGAGUGGGAGAAUCCCAUUUGGGGCUGGGUGGUCAUCAAUUACGCCAACACAGGCAUCCAGCUAUUCCUCCCGGACGGCACCUUCUACCGGGAGGUUCGACUCGCGGGACCAUCGGGGGCCCAGACCUCGCCUGAAUGGUUGCCCUUCCGGCCACCUAAAGCCGGCGACCGUCUGCCCGAAAACCCAGAAAUGCAGCAGCUCCAGCUGCUCGUGCAACGGCUCGGGGGCGAUCCCAACUUUCUCCACGCCUUCUGGACCAUGAUCGAGACGUCCACGUCUGAAAUGGAUGCCGCUGCUGCCCCUGAGGCUUACGCCGAGUUUGCGAGUGCGCUAAUAGGGCGUCCGCUGGCUCUCGUCAAUGCCGGAUGGUCACUGGAACUGGCAGCUGAUGCCCUCGCGAGCCAGGCUGAUGGCGAGCAGGGAGAUGAGGAUGGAAAUCCUAAGACUCGGCCGAGGAAGCCGCCCCAUGGGUUGUUACCGGGCACAGGCAAGGAACAGUACUCAUUUGGCGUCAAGAUUGGUGACAGGCAGCGUGGGUUCGAUGGUCUCGUGGGUUACUUUGAGUGCCGCGAGAGCCUCUCUUCAGAGGAUACUAAAGACCUUGGGCUCGAGCUCAAGAGUAUCCGUUCAGACUUCGCGCCUGGCGGAAACGAGGUGAAAGAAGAUCCUGAUCACCUCCCGCCUGUCGCACAUUCAAAGCUUGUGCAUCUUAAUGCAUACUACGAAAGUCCUGAGCCGCGCAACGUGGUAGAUGCCGAAGAGUAUGGACGUCGACACAACGCGCGACUCAAAGUCUUUGGAGCACUCACGGAUCCGUUUGUACCGCUCCACGUAUACUCGGGGAUCUUGCCCGUGCGUGAACUGUCGUUGCCGCCGUGGACCUGGCAGGGUGCCCUCGCGAGGAUGAAAGCCUUCUUCCACGCUGGCCCCAUCAUUGUCACGAAAGACGUUCCAAACUUUGUCGACGAUCUUGAGCUUGCGCCAGAUGUUGCUGUCACUUUGCCCGACGUGAAGCACGAGGAGGGAGCUGUGGGACUUCCGGCUGUGGCGGGCGGCGACUGGGCAUGGCUGCAGCCGUAUUACCCAGGGGAAGCCAAACACCCUUCGGCCGAGGACAAUGGUGGAAGAGCCAGUGAUGGUCCCGUGGCGUCGCCAGCUCCGAUUGAAGCGCUCGAAAGAUACAUGGCCUUGCCGGUGGCAGCUGAGGACGAGCGGGCCAGAUUUGACCGUGGGCCGUAUACAGCACUGGAGGGAUACCUCAUGAUGGUGGGCCGUGAAAAGAAGUCGGAGACGUGA
Verticillium alfalfae VaMs.102 is the source of this 4290-nucleotide messenger RNA. RefSeq lists its product as hypothetical. Bases 1 to 4290 code for a protein of 1429 amino acids. The transcript is spliced from 2 exons. The record is from RefSeq and is a predicted model, not a curated record. NCBI's taxonomy places the organism in Eukaryota, Fungi, Ascomycota, Sordariomycetes, Glomerellales, Plectosphaerellaceae.